Messenger RNA from Plasmodium relictum, 699 nucleotides. Its product is annotated as conserved Plasmodium protein, unknown function. Bases 1 to 699 code for a protein of 232 amino acids. The record is from RefSeq and is a predicted model, not a curated record. The transcript is spliced from 5 exons. Lineage: Eukaryota; Apicomplexa; Aconoidasida; Haemosporida; Plasmodiidae.
AUGGUAAAUAAUGCUCAUGAUUCUUCUUUAACGAAUAAUAAAAAUGAAAAAGUAAUAUAUAAAGGAAAAGAAAAGAAAAAAAGAAAAACGCCUAUAGACGAAUCAUUAAGUGAUAUUUCUAUAUCUACUAUAAGUAAUAGCACAGGUAUUGAUUCAGAUUUGUAUAAUAAUGUUCUUAAAGAAAUUAAAGAAGAGAAAAAAAGAAAAAAAAAAUUAAAAAAAAGAAAAAAUAAUAAUGAAAAUGAAGCAUCAAAAAAUAAUAGAGAAUUCACUUCUAUGGAUAGCUUAAACGAAGAACAAAACACAAAAAAACAAAAAAUAUUUGAGUCAAUCUCUGAAAAUAAAAAAAGACACAAGAGUAAGAAAGAUAGAAAAAGAAAAAAAAAAGUUAAGAAAUCAAAAUCUAGAAGUAAAUGCUCUUAUGAUGACAAAAUUCCAAAAGAUCCAUUUAAUCCUUUGUUAUUAGCUUAUGUAAAAGAUAAAAAAUUUAAAUACAGAAAAAAUGAUAAAGAUGAAUUAAACUUCAGAUGGAAACAUGAUAGAUAUGAAAGUACUUCUAAUGAAGAAGGUAGUGAAGAAAGAGAACAAAAUAUAAAUAAAGCAUUACCUAAAAUUGAUAUAUUUGAAUUAAGAAAAAAUUUAUGGAAAUCCAAAGCAGGAGGUGUUUGCUUACCUCAAAUAAGCGAAAAUAUUAACUGA